UGCUGCCUGUCUUCCUGCUCCAAGCAUGGUCACAGCUCACUACAGGCAUCCCUUGAGGCUGAGUGACCCAUGGCUGCUGGGCAUCCUGGUGUACUUGCUGCUCUGGGGGUCUCCAGGGGCCUGGGCAAGCUACCUGAGGAGAUCCUCCAGCUGCACACCCAUCCCACCCCACAUGGCGUUGUGCUACAACAUCGGCUACUCCGAGAUGAGGAUUCCCAACCUGCUGGAGCAUGAGACCAUGCCAGAAGUGAUCCAGCAGUCCUCCAGCUGGCUGCCCUUGCUGGCCAGGGAGUGCCACCCAGACGCUAGGAUCUUCCUCUGCUCCCUCUUUGCACCAAUCUGUUUGGACAGGCUCAUCUACCCCUGCCGCAGCCUGUGCGAAGCUGUCAAGAGAAGCUGCGCUCCUGUCAUGGCUUGUUACGGGUACCCCUGGCCCGAAAUCCUCAACUGCAACAAGUUCCCUGCUGAUCACGAGCUGUGCAUCGCAGCAGUGUCCAUGGAUGAAAACUCCACCAGCAGAACAGUACCCCGAGCCAGCUGCAAGGACUGUGAGCUUGAGGAAGCCCGCACUGCCAGGGAGAUCCUGGAAAACCUCUGUGCCAAUGAUUUUGCAGUGAAAAUACGAAUCAUGAGGAAGAACGCCACCACUACCAUCUCAGACUUCGACCUGGACACCUCCAGGGUGGAGGUCCUGAAACAUGGUCCCCUCCUCAGAACUGAAGUCCCUGGCAGGCUCCAGCAGUGGCUGGACAUAGAUGCGACCUGCGUCCACAACAUCAUGAGAGGCACACACACAGGGGUCUUCGUUGUAAGCGGUGAAGUGCAGAGUGACAAAGUGGUGGUGAACAAGGCCUACGCCUGGCAGAAGAAGAACAGGAACCUGCACCAGGCAGUGCGGAGGUGGAAACAUCACCGCUGCCCUGAUCAGGCUGGCCGGAAGGUCUGAAAGGUUUGAAUUCCAACAGUAAGAAACUGCUCCCUUCCCUAUGGCUAGAAAACUCCUUUCCCUGGAAGUCGGUGUUUUGGAGAUGUACAGUCAAUAUUUUUAGGUGAUUCAAAGCAGUCAUAGUCCACAGAUAGGCCCUCACUACACUGAGACAGAGCUUGAGGGUGCAGGUUUAACAUACUCCUCACACAAGGCUCUGCAGAUCCAGGAGUUGCAGUGGAUGGCUUUGUGUAGGAUCCGAGGUCACAACAAAACCAAACUGAACUCUGCAGGCAAAAGACCUUUGGUGCCAAUUCCUCCUAGUUCUUGUCAUCAAAGUCGAUAGCCAUUUCAGCUUCAUUAUUUGAACCUGAGCCACUGAUGCUGUCCAAGUGCCUGCUUGCUUUCUGUCCAGAGAGAUUAGACAAAAGUCCCCCUGACUGCUAAGUGAUGCUGUUUGUGUAAUGGAAAAGAUACUCUUGAACAGUCUGAGAUAAAUUAGGGGGGAGACAACCCACCCCUGCAAUGUCUGGCCCCUUAAAGAAUUUAAUAUUAAACUCAGGCUGUCUCUUCAGCUUGCUGCAUGAGAAUUGACAAGCAUCUUCAGAGGUAAAAGAAACAGCUGUUCUCAUGCAGGAAAGGCAGACAGCAAAGAUAGCUGAGGGCUUCUGCAUAACAGGAAAAGCCACUUUUUAAUACCAGAAAUUCAGUUUGGAUCCCCAGUAACUGGGAUAUCGAGAUCUCACAAGAGCCUUGAGAAAGAGCAGAGCAGGAAUGAGACAUCAGCCAUUGAAACCUCUGCUUUUGUGGGCAACAGCAGCUUUGCCUGGGACUUGGAGUGAGCCCUAAUCCCAGCACAACAGCAGCUACUCGCAGCUGUGAUAAGGGAAGGGGAGAGAAACAUUACACAGUUGUCUGGCCUUAUUUCUGCAUGCAGAGGCAGAAAAGGUCGAAGAAGUCAAUCUCACCAAGCUCUCUGCAGCUCACUCUCACCCAGGUAAGCAAGGACUAAUUCCCUGUUGCAACUCUACAAUCCGGACCAGAGAGCAGAAAACAGCAAAUCCCCAAAUGAAGAAACAAGUCGGAUUUCUACAGCCUAACAAAAAUUAAGUGGAAAGUUUUCCACACUAGAUUAAACUUGGGACUGAAAUAAAGGGAAAACCAGCUUUUCUGUGUGGUUCACGCUGCCUGCGGUCUUGGCUGUGGGCAGCCACCCUCUUUGAUGGAGACACUGCCUCCCUGUGCUCGUAAAGCACACCAACAACUUGUGAUGUGAUCCCUUCAGCUUCAGUGUGGGCCGAGAGGAGCCCUCAGACACACACUGAAAUUCAGCUGUGCUUGACAUUUGUGCAGCAAUUACUUCUAUUCCCUGAGGAUCUGAAGAAAAACACAGCCAGAUUUCCUAGGUUUUAUUCCUCCCUACUACCUUUUCUUGCAAACUGCCAUCCAAUCCGCAGAAUCCACUCUCAAGUGAUCCUGGCAAUGGCAGCAUCUUCUGAACUAUGUUUGGAAAACACACCAGAACAUAUAAAAGCUCUGAAGGUUGAAAAGUCUUUGUCUGAUAUUUGUUUUCUAUUAAUAGGAUUAUUUGAUCACUAAUGUUUCCUAACUAAAAAGUGUACAGAUGGUCUGACUUAUGAGCUUUAGAAAUGAUGUCUCAUAGCCAGAGGUGGGGGAAAAAGUAGGGCAGGGACUUUUUCAUAGCUCCAUGAAAUACACUUGGGUUCAGUGCAGAUGACU
Molecule: messenger RNA, 2665 nt
Organism: Melopsittacus undulatus (budgerigar)
Lineage: Eukaryota; Metazoa; Chordata; Aves; Psittaciformes; Psittaculidae
Product: secreted frizzled-related protein 5-like
Exons: 4
Coding region: 26-946 (306 amino acids)
Biological process (GO): non-canonical Wnt signaling pathway; canonical Wnt signaling pathway
Molecular function (GO): Wnt-protein binding
Source: RefSeq, a predicted model, not a curated record